Messenger RNA from Protopterus annectens (West African lungfish), 966 nucleotides. RefSeq names its product olfactory receptor 13D1-like. The transcript has a single exon. Gene Ontology annotation, cellular component: membrane. Lineage: Eukaryota; Metazoa; Chordata; Ceratodontiformes; Protopteridae. The coding region runs from base 1 to 966 and encodes 321 amino acids. Gene Ontology annotation, molecular function: olfactory receptor activity; G protein-coupled receptor activity. The record is from RefSeq and is a predicted model, not a curated record. Gene Ontology annotation, biological process: G protein-coupled receptor signaling pathway.
AUGGUGAUAUAUAAUGCCACCAAGAGCCAUGUUACAGAGUUCAUACUUACUGGAUCUCCAAGCCUUCAGGUUUACCAGGAUACAGCUUUUGUUGGCUUUCUGAUUCUGUAUCUAAUAGUACUUACUGGAAAUGCUUCUCUUAUUAUUGCUGUGGUAACAGAUCGUAAUCUUCACAGACCAAUGUACUAUUUUAUUGCAAACCUGGCUAUUUUAGAUAUAAUCUUUACAACAACAACUGUUCCAAAGAUUUUGUUAAUAUUUCUUCAAAAAGAAAAUUCAAUUUCUUUCACAGCAUGCUUUUUACAAAUCGUUUCUUACUAUACUGUGGGAGUUUAUGAAUCUCUUCUUCUUCUUGUGAUGUCGUUUGACCGCUAUGUUGCAAUCUGUAAUCCAUUAAAAUAUAUGUCCAUAAUUACCAAGAAGUUUUGUUGUCAAGCAACAGUAGUAUGCUGUAUUUUGUCUUUUUUGUUAAUAGUAUCACAGGCUAUCAUUACAGCAGAGUUUCCAUUUUGUGGAGAGAACAAAAUCGGUCAGUUGUUUUGUGAUUACUAUUUCAUAAUCGGAUUGAUUUGUGCUGAUACAUAUGCUAUUACAUUAUGUGCAACAUGUGGGUCCAUUGUAUCUGCCUGCAUACCUUUUUCUUUAGUGUUGUAUUCUUAUAUUAAGAUCUUCAAAUCUGUGAUAAAGGUCAGUUCUGCAGAAAAUCAUCAUAAAGCUAUGUCUACAUGCAUUUCUCAUUUACUUGUUGUAAUAAUAUUUUAUCUAUCAAUUAUUGUAGGAUACAUUGCAAACAAUGCAGACAAUGAUUCUGGUGAAUUUCGUGCAAUCACCUUUAUUUUUCAUGGUAUUAUAGCCCCAGCAUUAAAUCCCAUUAUAUAUGCUUUACGAAAUAAGGAGGUCAGAAAAGCACUCAAGAAGUUUGUUGUUCGUUAUAGUCUAGUGGAAGGAAUAGCAAACAGGAAAUGA